Messenger RNA from Anopheles darlingi, 5499 nucleotides. RefSeq lists its product as uncharacterized. The transcript has 2 exons. Bases 589 to 5268 code for a protein of 1559 amino acids. NCBI's taxonomy places the organism in Eukaryota, Metazoa, Arthropoda, Insecta, Diptera, Culicidae. The record is from RefSeq and is a predicted model, not a curated record.
UUCAUGCCGUCCUACCGUGUUUCGUCCGUUCUUGUGCCGAGAACGGGCAAAAGUGGGUUCCGCCGCCGGUUUUCCUCGCGUAUUCUCCUUCGGAGCAAAUGGUGGAUCUCAAAAUCAAAGGAAAUUUAUUAUCGAAGAUGGCGCUUUUUGUGUGCUGAAAUUGUGGUUCCCCUUCGUCGUGGCGCGUGCACGAGUUUCGGGAGGAGUUUGUCCGUCGUGCGAUUUGUGUUCGCUGCCAUCAGCUGAUCUGCUCGAUCGGCGGUAGCCGGUGGCGGAUUUGUUUUGAUGGAGUAAAAUUAUUAAAUAACCUCAAUUUUAGUGGCCAUAACCUCGCACCGUUCAAUUUUUGCCGUAGCAAGAGGGAGGCAAAAGCUCGGCUGGGUGACGGACCGCAGCGUGUGUGUGUGUGUGCCCGCUCGAUCUGUCAAAUUGAAUGAGGAAGCGCCAAAGGGAACCGUGCGAUUGAAGAGUGAUUUUUGCAGUUUUUUCGCGUAAUCUACGCUUCGAUCAUUGAUCGCGAUUGAUAAAACCUUUCUCCUCCCUCCACACAGUUUCACACGAUAAAUGGUGUAACGGACGAAUCGAAUCAUGGAUUCUCGGUUCUCCUCGCUAGCAUCGGCUGGCGGAAGUUUGAAAAUCAUCAACAUCGGAGCCAGCCAAACCAGCAGCAGCAGCAGUACUGGCGGUGUUGGUGGGGGUCGCGUGGUGCACAGCACCGCGACGAUCGCCAGAGAUCCGUUCCCGCAUCAAUCUGGCGGGCAAACAUUUACGAUUGCAAACGAACCGAUCCUGUUGCAAUUACACGACGGUAAACAAUACCUCGUUGAUGAGAGUUCGAUCAGCAACAUCGAUCAGAUGCCACCAGAGAAUCUAAUCUACAUGAACCCGACGUCUGCCGUCAUUGACGAUGGGUCGUUCGAAACGACAGAAGAACUGGUCCAACUGGUAACUUCCGAAGAAAUGGCGGAAACCAGUGGACCGCUGCAGUCGAAUGAUCCUAGUAAUGAACAACAUGAGCAGCAGCAGCAGCAACAACAACAGUAUAAGGAGUGUGAGGAGCUGGUGAUGGAAGAAGUGAUCACCGAUGAUUGGGUGCAAUCGCAGGACGAUGAGUGCGUGACGGUAUCUAUAGAUCAACUUGGUGGUAGUACCGUUGGCGGAACUACCCUAGAGGACGAUAUUUCAGUUCCGCUCGAUCAGGACAAGUACACACUGUCGCGACCCUUCCCCUGUGAUUUCUGCAGCCGUCGGUUCCGGAAAAUGACCAGUCUGGAACAACAUCUGCUAUGCCAUUCGAACGUGCGGCUGCACACUUGCAAUCUAUGCAACACGCACUUCGAGAAGCGCAGUGAUCUGACGGUCCAUUUGCAGCAGCAUGCAUUUCUGUCCAACGAAAACGACGAAACGUUUGCCAGCGACCACGGAGGAGACUAUGAUACGACAAUCUCCCGCCCUAAUCAGCAAUACCGAGCGCAUCAUUCGAGUGAUGAUGACGAGACUGCAAUUUACAUUGAGAAUGCCGGUAUGGGCUACAACGCUCAGCCACCAAUGCAGCUCAUAUCGACUUCACCAUCCUACGGUAGCGCGCAUGCUAGCCCUAACCGAUCGCUUAUGGAUGGUGUAGGACCUUCGACGAUGUCCGGUAGCAAUGCCUUCACCGACCAGCAAUCGCAUCGCACCAAACAGGCCAGAUCGCCGCGUUCAGGACGUUCAACUCGUCCUUAUAUUAAACAGGAACCAGGCACUAGCUCUUCCUACCCGAAUGAAAACGAAGUAUCGCCGAGUGUUCCCUUCCCGGUGAAGGAUCCACGCAAACCGUUCGUUUGUCAGCAGUGCGGUGUGGGGUUUGCACGUGAAAAAGCACUCGAUUCGCACUCACGCAUCCACGGGGGUGAUUCGAAGAUUGAGUGUAGUGUAUGUGGGGAAAUGUUUUGGAAUCCGACGCAGCUGCAGUCACACGUACGCCAGCGACAUCCGGAGGGAGAACAAAAGGGUGCCAGGAAACGCAAAGCCAGCGCUGUAACAACAACACACACCACAAAAACAUCUUCCUCCUCCUCCUCAGCGUCACGAGGACAUGCGUUUGAGGUCGAAACGCAUAAUGAUGAUGAUUUCGAUCUGCUGCUGGAUCCUCCACAUGACUGUGAUAACUGCGGUGCGUCAUUUUCCCAGCCAGAGCGCCUGAAACGGCACAUCCAGCAGAUGCACGGAUUGCUGCCAUCCAUCAUCAUAAAGCAAUCGUACGAUCCGUCAAUCGUAAAGCAAGAAGUAAAUAUCGAUAUAUCGACCGGAUACGAGUACCAACAGAAUCAGGUGCAGCAACGGCAUCAGCAGCAGGAGCUUGAUGAUCAUGAUCCAGAGGAGGAUGACGAGGAGGAAGUGGACUCGGGUGAUGAUUACAGUGACGAUAGAACAGUGGUAACGCUGGACAAGUCUUCCGUAUACGAAGGUCAUCUAUCGCCGCUUGAGACAGAGCUAGCGGUACCGAUCAAAUGUCAAUUGUGUGGGGAAACGUUUCAAAGCGAACAUGAAAUCAAACAGCAUCUGCAGGAGCAGCAUAUGGAGCAGAUGACACCGACAUCGUGCGUGAUAUGCGGCAAACGUUGCACAAAUCAUGCUUCUCUCAUAAAACACUCGUGGGACCAUUCGCGCGUCCGUCGGCACUGUUGCCCGCAGUGUGACAAAACGUUCCACCACAAGGCCCGCCUGAAGCGCCACAUGGAAUCGCAUCGCAACAAGUCAGUCAAGUGUCAGCAGUGUGGCGAAAGCUUCCCCGACGGACGCAGUUUGAUGAACCAUCGACAUUCGCACACCAAAUCCAGUAAGUUUCCGUGUACUGUGUGUGGCAAAACGUUUGGUUCGCGAUCAUCUCAGCAGAUACAUCUUCGUAUUCAUACGGGCGAGCGGCCUUACGCAUGUCGGUUCUGCUGGAAAGCGUUCGCCGAUGGUGGCACGCUGAGAAAACAUGAACGGAUCCAUACGGGCGAAAAGCCGUACGGGUGUUCAGUCUGUACCAAGGCGUUCAAUCAGCGUGUAGUGCUUCGCGAGCAUAUUCGGGCCCAUCAUUCGCAAAUCGAUAGCAAACGAGGUACGCCCGAACAGCCCUACUACUGUGACGCCUGUGGUGCGCUCUUUGCUUCGUCGAUCGAGCUUGUGCAGCAUCUGAUUGAGCACAGCGAUAAGACAACCGCGGACAAGCGUAAGCCACAAAUCUUCCCGCGUAAAUACAAACGUCGUCGGAAACUGAAACCGCAAGAGCUGGAACGGUUACAGAACGGCCGCCGCAAGAAGAAACCCUCAACAGCCGCCAUCACCAGGAGCACUAGCCAGGAGGACUUUGAUGAGGAUGAUGUGCAAGAGGCAACUAGUACGAAACAAUCACAAGCACAAGAUGACAGCAACGAACAGGGCGAUGAUCAUGAAGAGGACACUGACUCAAGCAUCGACCAACCGUCGGACACAACAAGCGCUAAUAACUCCCUGGACAACGGCGAUGCAUCAUUGAAAAUAUCUAGCGAACUGUUUCUAGAUUACGGCGGUGGUUCCGUUCAGAAGGUUAUCGCUUCUCCGAAAUUCAUCUCGCCUUACGAGUUGCUCGACGAUGCCCAAAAGGAGGCAGAUGAGUUGACAACUAAACCUUCAUCACACAAACUAAUACCGCUGCCGAACGCUGGCGUAGAUGGAGAGAUCAUCAUCAUGGACGAUCACGGCAUUAAUCUGCUGAGCGAAGUGGUGCUCGUCCAUGGAGUGAACAACAAUCAUGAUAAAUCGAAAAAAGCCACGGCAGAGACGAAGCAACCGAAAGUCGCCGGUUCUGUGCCACGCACAAUAAGCAGCCCCGUGAAAGCAAAACAUACCUCAUCAUCCUCAUCAUCCCCGUCGACGAAAGACAGCCGGAAUAAGAAACAGGUACACGCAUCUGCCGGCACUCUAACCAAAUCUGGUGUCUCUUCCGCUUACAAUGCUGUGACAGGGGGCGCAAAUAAUGCUACUCCAACCGUGACGACAUCCGCGAACAGCAUGGAGACAUUUUCCGCCUUGGCGAGCAGCCGAUCGCAUGGCUCUCGUGCCCUGCCUUCGUAUGUUCGGGAAAUAUCGUCCUCUAGAAUCUCUUCCGGAAGUUUCCCUCUGCUAGACGACGGCAAAAGCGCGCACGAUACUCUGGAAGAUGAGGAGGCGAUGAUUGGCGAGCAAAGUAUCGAUCAUGCGACAACGGACGGACGUGGUAGUACUGUUGGUAGUGAAGAGCGUCGAAGACGGCGGCGACAUUUCUCGUCGACAAGCAGUUGCUAUGACCACGGCACAGCAAACGAUGAGGACGAGCUUAAUGAACUGAAUCAAAGACUGCUGACCGAGAUUUCGAAUAGAGAUCGCUACACUGAUCGCUACAAUAGCGACAUCGUGAACGAUCUGGCGGAAAUACUGCGUUCACCUAUCAAAACUGUGCCAAUAAACGGGCCACCACGUGACAUACUGGCGACACCGUCUGCCCAGCGUGCCCUACAAUUCUUCGAAACACCCACUACCACCGGUCUGUCCAGCGUGGAUGCACUACUACCCCUUGAUGGGGUAAAGCUAGAGAUUGUAGAUGAAGACGCACCACCGUCUGAAGUCGAAAAAAGGGAAGAAGCUAGUCGUCGGCGUAACAACAAUAAGGAUUCCCAAUCAUCAAAGCAACAUACGAAAAGAGUUUCAUCCGGCAGUAUGCGCACCGGAUCGUCUCCGCUACGUAUUCCGCGGUUAACAAGGCGCCAGUUAGAAAAGGAGAUAAACUUUUUAAAGGAAGCUUUUGGAGGAGGAGACGAUACCUCUACCGGCGUCCCGGAUGCAUUGCCAGUCGAGGCCUUUGGAAGACAGAGUGGAGAUAGUUUUUCUAUCGAUGAAGACAAAUCUACGGUAAAGAUUGGACAUAGCGCCAAAAUCAAUGCCUCCGAGGAGUUGGCUACAAUGCUGCUCAACGAUCAGAUUCCCACCACUAGCGGGCGGCAACGUGAGAGGCAGGAAAAGGAGGACAUCGAAGCGACCAUGGAAGGCAAUGCGGUUACUAUCGUCAAACAGGAGGCGGUUGACUAUAGCGAAGAUAUUGAUAACGACGACGAUAUGUUCGGUGGUUUUGGGUCCGAUGUGGGACAGGAAGCGAGCGAUGGAGAAUCGACGGACCUUCAAUCGGCUACUGACUCGUCGUUUGCCGGCUUUCGAUGCUCGAUAUGUGACGAGUGUUUCGAGGAGCGGAAACAACUAAUGCUACACGUUCAGUUGCACAUCUAAAUUCGUAGUGUCUGCCGCAUUACAUAUUUGUUAUACGUGUGUUCUCCACGUAAAGGAACGUAAACUUGAACUGUUCAUUUCUACUUGCUAUUAAGUUUUAUGGCGCAAGAAUAUAAUAAAGCUGAAAAGGAGAUUGAUUCUCCCACGGAUCGUUAAAUGCAAUGUGUUGCUGUUAUUCGUUGAUGGCUCGUUUGCAGCUGUUUCCGCUAAGAAGGUGACAAGGAAUUUCGC